ACCGGUUGAGGAAGUGAGUAAUUCACUCGGCUUUAAGUAUCCACUACCCUCACCACGUUUCCUACUCUCCACUCACAAAUUACACAUACAUCCGCCAAAAAACUCACAAUGGCCAAGAAGAACAACAACAAUGGUGUCGAGAACAAGAACAAGAACAACGACGGGGGUGAGAAGAAGAAGGCGAUCGCCUCUAAGAUUGUCAAAUGGGUCAAAUCUUUUCAAGGCGCUGAGUCGAUGAAAUCUGAGGGCCAAGCGAACAAGCGGACGGUGGUCGGAAAAGUGGACCCCACAAAGCUGAGAGACGAGCUGGCCACCAAGACCAAGAAUAAGGUCGACCUCGUCUCUCCCCAGCCCAAAAAGGACAACAAAGUCAACAGAGACGACGCCAACGACACCAAGAAAAAGAAGCCUGAGAAAACAGACAACGACGAAAAAGCCAAAGAAGCUCCGUUGAUGACGGCGGUUUUGAAGUUGGACUUUCAACGCCAAAAACGCACGACGCGGGCUGUGAAGAUUGCUGCAAGUACCACAGGGUGCGAUUCAGUAAGCGUGGAUAUGGAGAAGGGUUUGUUGACAGUGACGGGUUCAAUGGACGUGGUGGAAUUGGUUAUGCGUUUGAGGGCCCGCAUGUAUGCAGAAGUUGUGUCAGUACGCCCGCCACUUGUGCCACUAAGGAAGAAAGUUGGAGGCAACGACGAUGACGGUAACAACGACGGCAACGAAGGCAACAGCGGUGGCAGUGGACGUGGAGAUGAAGGCAACGGCGGUGGCAGUGGACGUGGAGAUGAAAAGAAAAAAGAGGAAGAUGAGGCCAAUGGUGGUGGCAAAAUGAAGUAUCCAGCGGGUCAGUACGGGUUUGGACAAAUUUCAUAUCGAACGGUACAUCGUCAUGGAUAUGGUUACCAAAAUGGGGCACUCAAAAUGGGGGAAAAAAUGUUGUUAAUGUGCUGUGAGGUUUUUGGUUUACUAGUGAUGUACAACCACUUGGCCAAGGACAUCUACACUAUGAGCAUCCACAGUGAGCGUGUAUUUUCAGGGGUGCAAAGCCACUUUUACAUUCCUUAUCUUCAAGGGAUGUAAAUAACUUUUCAACCCUUUGGUUGUAUCUCUUGGCAACCAAUCUUGCCUUAUACCUUUCAACUUCUCCUUUAGCAUUCUUCUUACCCUUGUAAACCCAUUUUACUCUAAUUGUUUUUUAGCUUUUAGGCAAGACAGCAAGCUCCCAUGUGUUGUCUUCUUGAUUGCACCUAUCUCUUCAUCCAUUGCUUUUCUCCAUCUCGAGUCAUGCACUGCAUCUUCAAAGCCUAUUGGUUCACAAUCAGCAAAUAAGCAAAACAAGGUCAAAUCAUUUUGAUUACUUGUGACAUCAUAAAUUUCACUUAGGUCUCUGAAGUGUGUUGUUUUUUCAUUUGAGCUUUCACUUGAUGAGGAUGAUGGGGAUGAGAAAUCUCUAUGAACUGAUGGUGGUGAUGGAGGUGGAGUUUGUUGCUGCUCUUCAAAUAUUUGCUCAACAUUGUCUUCUUCUUCCAAGAGAGGAAAUAAGUUAUAAUCUUUCUCUAGAGCCUCCCAAUUCCAUAUGCCUUCUUCAUCAAAAUGAACAUCCCUGCUAAUAAUAAUUUUCUCCUUCUCUAGAUUAUAAAGCUUGUACCCUUUGUCAUCUAGCUUGGAACGAUUCUUAUCUGGCACAUGUGUGUAGGCAAUGCUCCCAAAAACUCUUAAAUGAAACACGCUGGGCUUUCUUCCACUCCA
Molecule: messenger RNA, 1749 nt
Organism: Prunus dulcis (almond)
Lineage: Eukaryota; Viridiplantae; Streptophyta; Magnoliopsida; Rosales; Rosaceae
Product: heavy metal-associated isoprenylated plant protein 3-like
Exons: 5
Coding region: 109-1080 (323 amino acids)
Molecular function (GO): metal ion binding
Source: RefSeq, a predicted model, not a curated record